AUGCCACGUCAACACAAGCAUCAGCGCGACGGCGUCUCAGACGACUGCGACUCCUUGCCGAGCCUAGAGACAGUGUCGGAAUCUAAUCACGAGUUUUGUGGCUGCACCGAGGCCGCGUACACCAAGAAUGACGGCAAAGAUAAGGAUCAAGAGUGUACCAGUCCCGAUCUCGAGGCACGCCUCCGCCAUCUUGCCGGCGAGUUUGACAUGGCUGAGCGUCGAGCACACCGCCUCGAACAAUGGCGCCUCAAUAGUUGCGAAGGCCUUCAGCGAAGUUCACGCGGUGGCACAAUCGACAAGGCGGAUGAGAGCGCCAAAAUCAUGUCUGAUAAAACGAACGCUGCGCCGCUCAUGUCCAGGAAGAUGGAUACCAUCUGUGAUGAGCACCACAGUACCUCUAUCUUUGGUCCUGUCGGUAUGCCGCUGAGGUAUGACGUAUCAUGCUCGUGGGGGAGAAAUGCGUCUACCAGUUAUGCUCUCAGAAUAGUGGGAACUGGUGCGGCGGAUGGUGAAGGGUCGCAACGCCACUGGGUGGGGGCGAACGGUGCGCACCCGGGCUUGCGUGAGAUGGGCCCUGGGACGAUGUACGAUACCGUGGAGGAUAUCUGCGGGGAUUGGAGUUGGCGGGGAGUCUGCGCAAUGGACGGCCCAUCAAGUCCGAAGGGGAACGUCGCCGCAAAGUUGUAG
Peniophora sp. CBMAI 1063 is the source of this 687-nucleotide messenger RNA. The record is from the annotation of a GenBank genome assembly. NCBI's taxonomy places the organism in Eukaryota, Fungi, Basidiomycota, Agaricomycetes, Russulales, Peniophoraceae.